CUAUCAGCUAAAGCUUUUUCAUGUACAGAUUUUCCUGCAGAAAGACUACAUUGUACGACCGAAGAACCUGUCGGGAGCUCCUAGAAGAAGAACCAAAGUUGAUCCUACAGAGGGUAGCUAGUCCGGCAGGGCUGGCUUCAGGAGAUCAGCCACGGCUCUAAGGAAAGGAUCCCGGGUCACACCGAGAAGGGGAACGCAAUGUGUCCAUCGCUUUCCUAAGUUCCUUCUUGCAUCGCCUUCUUUCCACGGUGGCCGCGGUGCCCUCCCUUCUGCAGGGGGGCAUCCUUCCGAUCUGACCUACCUUGCUGGUGGCGGUGCUGCACAAGUCUGAAGUAGACUUCUAGCAUUGUAGUCAGUUCAGUUAGUAGUGCAUAUAGUAAGCGUUGUAGGUAUGGUGUCAGCCACCAGGUUAGACGGUGACUAUCCUUUCCAUGGCAAGAAUACUCCUCUGGAUCAGUUUGAAGGUGUGAAGAUACAUCUUUACCGUCUAGGUACAGAAGAACGUGAACUUGAUGCUCUCAAAAGUUCCGCAUGUGCUGAUCAAGGCAGCCCAAGUUUACUUGAUACAAUCAUUCUGUCUCAGUGGGAGAAUAAUUCCAGGGAGGGCCAGUUGGCAUAUGAUGUUACUGCUUGCAAACUUAAGGUCAUUGAAGGUGAAAGGGAUUUUGUUAUUCAAAUGAAUGAUAAGUGGAAUUCAUUUUCGCUCAACGAAUAUGGCAAGUUCAGUCAUCCUUUUGGAUGCUCGAAGCUAAGUUCUACUAAAAUCUGCGGGGAAUUGCUUUUGUGCAUUGAGGAAGGAGAAAAGAAUGAACCGGAGGUUGUUCCUUUGACUACACCCCCAAAUGAUGGAGUAAUGCUGAUUGCAAAUGCGUAUCCUGUUGAAUAUGGCCACAUCUUCUUGGUCCCAAAUCCAACUAAUAGAUUAUCUCCCUUUUGGGAUAAAAAGAUGUUUGGGCUGAUUACGAAGAUUGCCGCUGAAGUAAACAGUGCAGCGUUCCGGGUUUUCUUUGAUGGUACAUCUAUUGUGCCAAACCACACAGAUUUUCAGGCAUGUUAUUUUGCCAAUCCUUUACCAGUGGAGUCUGCAUCGACUGUUCCAUGCAACUAUCCUGAAUACCAAAAUGUUACAGACAUGAAGACCAGAUCAGGAGUUUGUGUCUACGAAACAGUUGACUACCCUCUGAAAGCCCUCGUGUUCUCCAGCAACAAUGCAAAUGCGCUUGUCAAUGUUGUCAGUGAAGCAUGCCUAACUCUGCGUGAGAACAAUACCGCACACAGCCUAAUGAUCUCCAACAGUGGCAGCAAUGUUUUCUUAUUUCCGCAGGUGAAAAAUCUGGCUACGGGCUGCUAUCUUUCUGCUUGGGAGUGCUGCGGCUACUUCGUUUAUCACGCCAAGGUUGAUUUCGACCGAGCUUCUGAGGCCGAGAUUUCCAGCAGAAUGGCCUCGUUCUCGCCCGAAGAUGGUGCCUUUGAAGACCUGAAGAAUCUGUGUUGCGCUAUUGCUGAUGAUCUCGAUACCUGCGCCUGUGCAGAAUGAGGCCGUACCUACCAACAGUUUGCGUGGGUGUCCGUUAUGUAAAAAAAUGCACAGGAUGUAACUGCCACUGUUGACCUGGUGUGCCGUGCUCCUCCGUUGUAUUCCCUGUGUUUUGUGGUUUAUGCCUACAUACUGCUAUGAAACGCAUGUAUGAUAACAUACUGAAUGAUUAGUAAUGCUCUCUUAAAUGUUUU
Lolium perenne is the source of this 1731-nucleotide messenger RNA. Its product is annotated as GDP-L-galactose phosphorylase 1. Gene Ontology annotation, cellular component: cytoplasm. The record is from RefSeq and is a predicted model, not a curated record. Gene Ontology annotation, biological process: glucose metabolic process. NCBI's taxonomy places the organism in Eukaryota, Viridiplantae, Streptophyta, Magnoliopsida, Poales, Poaceae. Gene Ontology annotation, molecular function: GDP-D-glucose phosphorylase activity.